Molecule: messenger RNA, 1881 nt
Organism: Volvox carteri f. nagariensis
Lineage: Eukaryota; Viridiplantae; Chlorophyta; Chlorophyceae; Chlamydomonadales; Volvocaceae
Exons: 3
Coding region: 1-1881 (626 amino acids)
Source: RefSeq, a predicted model, not a curated record
AUGAGACAAACUAUUUAUUGUUUUGAGCAGGUUUGCCAGUCAGGGAUAUCUGCGCCUGUCGCGGGUCACCUGUCGGGGCUUUACCAACUGCUUGAGGCACCGCGAUCCGAGCUGUCAGUGCAAGCACAGCUUAAUGAUCGGCUUAAGCACUGUAACACAUGGGAGGAGCUGGCCGCGCUGCUGGAAGCAAACAUAGACAUCGUCGACUUUGUGAACGUUAGCACGGCCUGGACACGACUUGCGAAACUGUUUGAGUCAACGGGGCCGCAUAAACGCGAUGGAUUGUCUGCAUCUGGUGCGGCCCCCGUGCGAGAACCUGCGUUCCGGCGCUUCCUUGCACGGCUAAUUGACACCACAUCGCAGCAGCUGCGCCUGUUCGGAGUGCAGGCGCUGGCGAACGUCAUGUGGGCCCUCAGCAACGCCGACUGGCAGCUGGAGCAGUACGAGCCGGCCGUGGACAAGUUGAUGCACGAGUGGUGCGCCAGUGUGCACAACCGACUUCCGGAGCUCCGCGCCCCGGAUGUCUCCAACAUCUCCACCUCCAUCGGCCGCCUGGAUCACCGGUGGCGCCCGGAGUUUAUUGUAGAAUUUUAUCGUUCCGUCCUGCACCGAGCAGAUCUCCUGGAGCAACUGGAUCUAACGACCCUCAACAACCUGCUGUAUGGCUUGUCUCGGGCGGGCUGCCGCGGUCUCAUCCACAUGGGCCCCGCCUCGCGCCGACUGCUGGCGCAGUGCGUUGACCGGAUCCUGGAGCGCCCUGACCGGGAAGCUGUAGGGCUGGUGCCCUGGCGCGCAGCCCAGCUCCUGUACAACUGCCAUAAGUUUAAGCUGCGCGUGCGAUCCCACCUGUACGGCGUGCUCAUGCCUGUCGUGGCGGAGGUCUACACAUGCGAACCCAAUCCCAUGGACUGCUGGUCCAUGGGGUUCCUCACUGCCUUUGUAGCCGCGCACCGGCGAGUACACCCCACAGCGCGACCUGAUCUGCGGCCGUUGUACGCCUACAUGGAGCGUCGGCUACCGGAGGCGUCCACAAGCCAGCUGGCCAUGCUGGCUCAUGCAUUCCGAGAGCUCGGCUGCCCCGCGCCGGCGUCGUUUUGGGGCCAAGUGUUCUCUCGGUACAUGGGGGAGCCAUUGAUCCAUUCAGUGCCAGUACCUGCACCAGUUCCGCCACACCCUGCUGCGGUAUCGUCUGGCCUGGUGCAGCAGCAGCAACAACAGCCGCCGCAACAACAGCAGCUGCCCCAACAACGGGCAGCGGAGCAGCUGAUUCAGCAGCGGCAGCGGCCACCUCACGCCUCGCAGCUUUUGGGGCUGCAGCCGCAGCAGAGAAUGACAGCUGAAUCUGCGGAUGGGCGAAUCCUAACAGCCGAACAGUUGCAUAGCUCACAGGGGCUUCAACACGGGGGGGAGCCACCAGCAAAGACACAGGCGCAGGUUCUCUCGACCGACCAAACGGCUUUAGCAGUGGCGGGGCCCGCAGCCUUCCAACCGCCCAGGCUCGUGAACUCGAGCAUGGCAGUGGCGGCAACGGUCUCCUUGCCCAUGCAUCCGGAUGAUGACUUGGCGGAGCCGCGCACAUUGCAUUACGUGUGCUGGCAGGCGGCCAAGGCGGGCAUCUUGCCUCCGCGCGCCUUCCUGCGGCUGUACGUGGAGAGGGUUCCUCAGUGGUUGGUGCACUCUGCCGACGAUACGCAGGUGGCGCAGGCGGUAGAGACGCUGAAGCUGCUGCGGUGGGUGCCGCGGCGGGAGCUGCGGGACAUGCUGUGCGCCACGUUGAAGCGCCGCGCGGCGACAUCGCGACUGCCCAUGCGGUCGCUUUUGCGACAAGCUGCGUCUGCGGCUGUGGCCCGUGUGGGACUGUGGCCGUACGUGCGCAUUUGA